AUGAAAUUUGAAUUGAAGAAAAGAUGGAGAGCCAUUGCCCCACAUCAAUUGAAAAACAAAUCAGCUGGCCGUUUUUGUUUAUUUCCCAAAUCAAAGUCAGAUCGCUCUGAUCCGAGAAAAGCACCAGUUUAUCUCAAUGUAUAUGAUUUGACACCCAUGAAUGGCUACGUCUAUUGGGCAGGCCUUGGAAUUUUUCACUCUGGUGUUGAAGUUCAUGGUGUAGAAUAUGCAUUUGGAGCACACGACUACCCUACCAGUGGUGUUUUUGAGGUUGAACCUCGCCAAUGCCCAGGAUUCAAGUUCAGGAAGUCUAUAUUUAUUGGGACCACAUCCUUGGACCCUACUCAGGUUAGGGAGUUUAUGGAGCGCCAGUCUUUGAGCUACAAUGGUGAUACAUAUCACCUGAUUGUCAAGAACUGCAACCAUUUCUGCAGGGAUAUCUGUCACAAGUUAACCGGAAAAUCGAUUCCCAAAUGGGUAAAUCGACUGGCAAAAAUAGGUUCAAUAUGCAACUGCGUACUUCCUGAAGCCCUAAAGAUUUCUUCUGUGCAACACGACCCGAACUGCCAGCCAUACGACAGCGAGAAGAGGAGUUUGAGAAUCACCCCUAAAAGGCUGCUUGCCGCCAUGGGAAUUGAGAAGGUCGAACAAUGGUUCCUUGAAGGAAAGGUGAGAGAAACUGUUCUACAGUAUGAUGACUGGCGUGGCGUCCAUAACCUUUAA
This is a messenger RNA of Prunus armeniaca (apricot), 723 nucleotides long. The record is from the annotation of a GenBank genome assembly. NCBI's taxonomy places the organism in Eukaryota, Viridiplantae, Streptophyta, Magnoliopsida, Rosales, Rosaceae.